AUGCUAGUAGAGUUAGCAGGAAAUUUUGUCCGUGCAAGUUCUUAUUUUGUGCACGUUCUAUAUCGAUGUUGUAUCUCGGUUGGUUCAGGAGUUAUCAUAUCUUUGAGGGGAUUUAUUGUUAGUGAUCGUAUGGAAGAAAAAAAGAAGCAGAAAACUUUUAUGCGAAGGCGCCCCUCCAAGAGCACGUCGAAUCCGAAUGCCGCACUUGCUGAGAAUACUAGUAUUUUUGCUAUUUUGUUGAUUUUUCGAACUGGUAUUCGUGAGGUUUAUAAUUUUAAUAUUCUUGCUUUUGUGUUGUGUUUUGACGGUGUAGAUUUGGGUUUGGAUGCUAAUGUUGCAGUGAAUGGAGCAAUAACUAGCAACAAAUGUGUUGUUAUCACUUUGCAGUGCAAGGCUACGUUUUAA
Molecule: messenger RNA, 405 nt
Organism: Dracunculus medinensis (Guinea worm)
Lineage: Eukaryota; Metazoa; Nematoda; Chromadorea; Rhabditida; Dracunculidae
Source: the annotation of a GenBank genome assembly